Chelonus insularis is the source of this 1458-nucleotide messenger RNA. RefSeq lists its product as uncharacterized. The record is from RefSeq and is a predicted model, not a curated record. NCBI's taxonomy places the organism in Eukaryota, Metazoa, Arthropoda, Insecta, Hymenoptera, Braconidae. The transcript is spliced from 5 exons. The coding region runs from base 1 to 1458 and encodes 485 amino acids.
AUGAGUGGCAAAAAUGAUACUGAUGAUAGUGGUUUGGACACAUCACAAGCCAGUUGUAUUGAAGAGUCAAUAAUCGAGACGUCGUAUACGAAUGAUGACGAGAAUUUUGUAAAAGAUAUAUUAGAAAAAUGGAACUUAUCCGAAUAUAUACCAAUCUUUGAAUCUGAAAACAUAAACAAAUACGUGUUUGAGAUUAUGCCCGAAAGUACUGUUCAAAAAUUAAUUCCUUCAAUCGGUCAUCAGGCAAUAUUUAUGUUCAAGAGACGGGAAUUAUUAUUACAAAUCGAUAAGGAAGUUGAUGUUGGUACAAGUUCACGUGGAGAGGAAUUAAAAAAAGUAUUGGCAAACUCUGCACUAGGAUCAGUCUUGGUCGAAGGUGGAGAUAUUGACAACGAUGCAAAUACAAUAUCAACAAUAAUAAUUGAACAUCUUUUCCAAAAAUACCCCUCGCUAAAAAUCACGCAAGAGGUUUUCGAACAUUGGGCAAAAGAAGUAAAAGGUAUAUGGCCAAAAGAGAAGGUUGAUGCAUGGUACCAUCAUUCUACAAAAAAAAAUAAGACAAAUGGAAUAUUAUACCAUAAAUGUAAAAACCUCAAGAGAAAAAUUCGUGAAACUGAAAAAAAUCAAUUGACCAAAAAAGCAGCCCUAGAAAAAGAUAUAAUUGAAAGUGAGAAAUCUCUUAUGCAAUCUAAAGUUCAACAAUUGAAGGAAGCAACAACGUGGAGUGACACAGUACUCACUUUGUGGGAGGACACAUGGAAUUAUAGAAAAAAAGAAGAAUCGACUGUAAAUCCUUUCGAUCAAUACCCAUUAAUAAACCCUCCUAAUGGUCGCAUUUUAAUUUUGAAAGACUAUCAAUUAACUCAGACAACUAGCGAUGACAGGGUAUUAUUCAAGAAAUGGAUAGAAAUACAUGGUAAAUUAAUUUCAAUCGGCAGUAAGCAUUAUAAGCAAGCAGCUAAGAUUAUAAAGAACUGUAAAGAAAAUUUAAACGUAAAAAAUUCAUCAAUAUUAGCGUGGCGAAUACUUCCAUGGUUGUUUAAACCCGUUCCAAUACCUACUAAACAGGCAAAAAAAAGUAUUAAACUGUCAUAUCCAGAACAAAGUGAUGGGUUUAUACGGUGGAUUGAUCACAUCGUUGAUAUUGAUAGAGAGAUAGCAAAACAUGCGAAAUAUAUGGAAAAAUUUAAAAUUAGUAUUCAGCCGUAUAUAAUUGCUGUUGGACCUGAUUACAACAUAUCACAAGCUUUUGUAAUUAUAAGCGGCAGAAAGUUUCCUUUUGAUGAUUUGACGAAAGCUGUGGACUUUGCAUGGAAAGCAACGGUUGGACUUGAUCUAAAAUAUGCGUCAUCUUCUGAACAAGUAUGGGUAUUUAUUGAAGAGUUCAUUUAUGAAUGUAAUUUAUCCGAUAGAAACUUUAUUAGUGUUGCCAAAUUAAAAAAGCUGCUAAGUGAAUAA